Colias croceus (clouded yellow) is the source of this 1166-nucleotide messenger RNA. Its product is annotated as UPF0764 protein C16orf89 homolog. Gene Ontology annotation, cellular component: cytosol; membrane. The record is from RefSeq and is a predicted model, not a curated record. NCBI's taxonomy places the organism in Eukaryota, Metazoa, Arthropoda, Insecta, Lepidoptera, Pieridae. The transcript has 6 exons. Bases 54 to 1166 code for a protein of 370 amino acids.
CGGAUUUUUACGACGAAAAACAUUUCACUCUCUAAAAGCAAUUGUAGUAGAAAAUGUUCGGAGAGUACAUCGCAUUGUUUGUUUUAAUAGGUGUUACAGACGCCAUCUAUCCGUAUUUCGAUACCCAAGAUUUUAUCUACAAUGUCCCAAAAGUGUAUAGAAUUUCAAUUACGUUGGAUAAGUUACUUGAGUUUUACGAAAGGAAGCCAUCGAAAGACCCAGAAUGGUACAUUGCACUUGGAAAAGCCAGAGGUCAGUUGGAAUAUACAAUAAAUGAAUUGGAUAAAUCCGUUCCAAUCAAAUUGAAAGAAAAUUUGAGAAAUCUUACUAGACGCAUGGAUCGAAUUCAGAACAAGACAAAUAUAGGGGCUUUAGUGUAUCGAAGCAAGGACUAUGAAUAUGUAGCGAAAGCAAUAUUUGACAAUAUGGAUGUAUUAUCAUCAUUAUUUGAGCCAUUGACAAUUGGGACGAUGGGUACGCAGAAGCCAUUUAGAUUCAACUUUGAACAAUACCUUCAAGAAGCUAGAACCAAAAUGCCCAGUAGAAAAGCGGCUGAUGCUUGUACUAUGCAGUUACUAAUAUCAGCCAUGGAAACUCAAACUACACAAUCCGAAGGUGCUUGUGAGUUGACCACAGAAUGCCAAGCGCAGCUGAUGCAAGGGUCAGCCCUUGCGUUCCAGCAAACGAGUAGAGUUAGAGCCAUGACACUAGCCAGAAUUUUCGACUGCAUGGAAGGAGUAGAUAUCUCCGCUAAUAUCUAUAAAUUAUGCAUCCAAAUCUAUAAAGAAACGAAGUCGCUUGAAGCAUGGGACCACCCACCUGGAAGCAAAACAUUGUUCAUGCAACAGAUUCUAUUUUGCGCAUCAGAAGGAUAUGGAGAGUUUAUAAAGCCUCGUUGGAUAAAUAAAAUAAUGUCCUGGCAGGAACCGAAAGGUUGCUACUCAGAUGAUCGUCAACCAUUUUUAAGAUUAACUGGUUUUAUUGGUCCUGCAACCACGUCAACGAAAAAGGAUAGAGAAGAAGAAUAUCGUAUAAAGAAAGCAGCGACGUCUGAAGGUGGUGCGUGUAACUCUUUAACAUCAGCCAUGGCUCUUGGGUCUCUUGUUAUGUACAUCCGAGCUUUAUUGGAAACAGAUCAAGCAUUUCAAUAUGACGUACUAGUAUAA